AUGAACCGUUCCGUAACUAUCUAUGACGAUCUUCUUCUUGAGGCUCCGCCCGAGACGGAAAGGGCGCAAGCGGUUAUCGACAAAUACAAGUCUGCAUAAUCAUUGGAAUCCUACAAAAAAAAAACUUCAAGCUCUCAAUUCAUUUUCAAGAUUUCGGAUAUCCAGGCGGCAAUAUUUCGCGCGAAAAACCAAGAAAAACGAGGCCCUUUUGCACAGGUUGCUUAGAAGCAUUACAGAUACACGAAUGAAUUUUAGCCAGCCGUUUGAAUCUCAUCGUGGAGGUUACAGAAUGAUUGUUAUCGUGGCUCCUUUCGGCGAUGGAUUAGGUAAAGCCAAAAUUCUGAACUUUCCGAUAAUCUCGGUGUUGUAGCCUUGCGCGAAAGCUUGUCUGUGUUCGUGAGCCUAAUUAAAGGAGAAAACGACCCGAUUUUGGACUGGCCCUUCCUUUGUCCAGUAACUUUCAGCGUAAUGUCAGAGAACUCUAAAAAAAGAGGUACCAAAAAAAACUGAUGUUUAAAAUGCUUAAUUGCAAUUUUUCAAGUUUCUCGAACAUUUUUCCCCUAUGAUACAACUGAGAAUGAAGCGUUUUUGGGGCAACCUAAAGGACAGAGAAACGCAGCAUUUGGAUUCCAAGUGAGUUUUUGGACAUCCUAUUUUGAUAAGAAAUUUUUACAGGAUUUUUUCCCUCUCCGUGAAAUCAAGGAGUACUCUAGUUCGGGAGAAUUUUUUAUCUCCGUGUACAUCGAGCUCAGCUCCAAACAUCUAUUUCGAGGAAAAAACGUUAGUAGAUUUUCGAUCACGAAAGUUUGAAAGCCAAACGUUACUGAUUUUCCAGGUCAGCUCUUCUCGAUGUCAAGGACCAACUAUUGACAAAACGUCUCCAGCGAGUGUACAUGAGAGUUUCUCUUCUUCUACCAUUGACGAAGAAAACUCAGUUAAUUUGUGAAACUACUUACUGAUAAAUGCUUGCGUUGAUCGAAUACAUGAGAACCACAAUCAAAAAAAUAACUCUCACCAGUUGUUUAAAACAGUAGAAACUUAUAGAGACAAUUAAAUAUUUUGGUUUUCAACAAAUCAGUUUUGCUUUAAAAAACUUGAAAACUUGCUUUUUUCUAAAAAUAAAUAGUGAAAUUGUCGAAAAAACAAAGGAAAACAAAAUAAAGCCAGAGAAAGUUUUUUGAGCAUAAAGGGUAAUUGAGAAAUUAAAUUUUUUUCUCAAAAAAAUCUGUUUUUUUCGUCAUAAAAUAUCUGAAAAUUUGCUUUUUGGAAAAAAAUGUUAAGUCGAACUGUCAAUUAAACAAUGAAACCACAAAAAAAGGUCUAAGAAAAAGCUGAAGUAGAAAUUUUAGGCAAUUUGCGAAAAUUAGAAAUAUUUUGAAGAAGAAACUUCGCGAAAUCAGAACUAAAAAGAAGAAACCAUGUCUAUUGAAAAAAAUGUUUUUUUAUCCGUUAUUUACAACGAUGGAGGAAAUAUGGAGAAAAAGUUUCAAAAAGCAACUAAACAGAACAACAAAAAGAAAAGUUAAUUAAAAAAAUUAAAAAAAUACUCUCGGACCUUGGUAACGGGUCGGGGAAUUUUUAGUGAACCCUUUAGCAGCUACAGCGUUCUUAAGUGGCCCCUAGAGCUCGAGCUCUCUCAAGUGAUUUCACGCCAGUUUUUCUCUUCGCGUCAACUUUUUUUUUUAAUCGCCGUAUUUGGUGGUUUCUUGUUCCUGCUAGGACAUUUGUUGCGAGUUGUAUUAAAAUAAUUAUGAAUUUCCACAGUCCUGAACAUUUUUUUUUUAAUAUUAUGGAUGAAUGAAAAUAUAUAAAAAAAAGAAGUUUUUUUUUCCUGUGUGAGUGUUGUUGUUUAUUCUGAAAUAUUCAAGUCGUUUGAUCGUUAUGGUAAGCUUACGAUCGUUCUCGUAAUUUUGUUUUGUUGAGCCAUCAUGAUAAGUUUUGAUUUUUAUCUGAAGAAGAUUUUUUCUUGUGUAAAUACCCAAAUUUCUAAAAAAAUUUUUCUAGUAAUGAUAUUGACAGAAAAUUCAAAUAAAAAUUUCAUAUUCUAAUUUCGCAGCUAAAAUUUUACAGAGGUAAAUAUUUUUCAAAAUUUCCUUGAUUUCGGUCGCUCGGAGAGUGAUCUUUUUUCUCGCAAUAAACGGCACUACGCCGGGGUUAUCGCGAAAAAUCGUGUUUAUAUGUGAGACGGCAGUGUUAGAGAACGAUACGUCGCGAUACCUCCUAACCCACGCUGUUUUCCACUUAGUUGUCUUUAAAUAGUGAAUUGAGCGCAAGUUGAUCGAUUAUUUCUGGAUAUUUGCGAAAGCUGAUUGGUUGAAAUGCUUCUCAGUAAGUCAUUUGUGUUGAAUGUUUAAGUUGUUGUUAUUUUUUAAACAUAUUACUGCGGAGUUUUCUUUACAGAUUGCUCCAAUGAACAAGUGCGGGUACCAAAUGUUAUUGCAUUGGUUGGAUUGCCAGCUCGAGGAAAAACCUACAUUUCUCAUAAACUAUGUAGAUAUCUAAAUUGGAUUGGAAUAAAAAAACGAGAGGUGAGAAAGGCGUAUUUUUCAUUCAAUUUCAAAAUUUUUUUCGCUUUUUAAUGAUUUUAAUUCGUGUGUACCAUUGAAAGGAAUUGAAUUGUUUUCUUCAAUCACCAAAAAUUUUUGCGUGAACUUUAAAUUUUGGUACUCAGCAGCCACACAAAAAUCAGUCAUUCGUUCAAUUUUUUCUUACAGCUUUCAAUGUUGGAGAAUAUCGUCGAAAAGCUUGCAAUCUUGAGCAAGAAGGAGAAUUCGAAUUUUUCAGUCCCAAAAACGUGCGAGGGCAGAAAAUUAGAGAGUAAUUCUAUUCAGUGAUUUUCGAAACCUUAUCAUUAUUUUCUCAGUGAGUGCGCACGCUUGGCAAUCGAAGAUAUGGGAAGAUAUUUGGAUAGUAAAGAAGGAGAGGUGGCGGUAAGUGAGUAAUCAGCCCUGCACUUCAUUUGGAAUAUUCUCAACAGAUUCUGGAUGCUACCAACACCACGAGAGAACGUCGACGGCUUCUUGUUGAUUACUGCAGGAAAAUGACACACCAACCUCCUUUCCGAGUCUUUUUCGUUGAGAGCAUCUGUGACGAUCCUGUUAUUAUCAAUUCGAAUAUCACUGUGAGUUUUCGAGGAUUUUUGAAGGAUUUAUGAGUUGCAGACGAGUUUUAUCUUUUUUUUUUAGGAAGUGAAAAUAAACUCACCGGACUACAAAGGACACAUGAGUGAAGAGCAGGCCAAAGAAGACUUUCUAAAACGCAUUGAGAACUACCGAAUGCAGUACGAGCCCUUAGACGAGGAUCUCGAUGAAGAACUCUCAUACAUAAAGGUUUCGAAAACAUUUUAUUGGUUUUUUUUUUCAAAAUCCCUUGCUUUUUUCACGCUAGUGUAACCAGUGCCAUAUAGCGGGGCCUGGAACUUUUGCGAUUAUAAAAUUUCCAAGGUUGAAUAUUUCCUCUAGAUUGAAUUAGUCCAUGUUAGUUUUCAACUAUUUAAACGGUACUGAAUGACCAGAAUUAUCGGCGAUUCUUCAUUAGGAAGAAAAACCAUAUAAUAUAUUACAGAGCGAAUGAGAAAUUAAAAUAAAAUUUUCCAGGUUAUCAACGCUGGAAAGUCUUUUUACGUGCACAAUGUGAACGGACACGUCCAAAGCCGCGUCGUGUACUUUUUGAUGAAUAUCCAUCUGUUGCCGAGGAGCAUCUAUCUCUCGAGAGUAUUCUAAAGUGUUCGAAUCAAAUUAUGGCGUCAAGUUUUAUUAGCACGGAGAAAGUGAAUACAACCGAAUCGGAAGACUUGGAGGGGACAGUCCGUUGAGUGAGAACGGCCUUAAAUAUGCCCAAAAGCUUCGUGAAUAUUUCGAGGUUUGUCUGAAAGAUGUGCUUUUUUGGAAACUUAGUUAAGAAUGAAGACCUGUCGGAUUUGCGGAUAUGGUCUUCGCAGAAGAUCCGCGCCGCUCAAACGGCUUCUCAUCUGAAGGAUCUGGCUGGACACACCGAGUUUUGGAAGUGUCUCGAUGAAAUAGACGCCGUUAGAGUUUUGUCAUCGUCUAUAAAUAAUCGCUACGAGUUGCAGGGUAUUUGCGAAGGUCUGACGUACGAAGAUUUCGAAGCGCGGUACCCGAAGCAGUUCGCCGAGAGAGACAAAGACAAGUACCACUAUCGAUAUCCCAGUGGAGAGGUAACCUUCAGAAUCUUACUGCAAUUUUAUUUGUGUGUAGAGUUACGAAGACUUGGUGGCGAGGUUGGAACCAGUCAUAAUGGAAUUGGAGCGACAGUCGAACGUCCUUGUCGUUUCCCAUCAAGUACAACUAUUUUUUCUUUAUUCUCACGUUUUCUGGCUUUUUAGGCUGUACUGCGAUGUAUUUUGGCGUACUUCACGAACAAAAAUCGUGACGACCUGCCUUAUCUCAAAGUUCCCUUGCACACUGUCAUAAAGUUGACACCGAAGGCCUACUCGUGUGAAGUGGAAAUGUUCAAGUUCGACAUCGAAGCCGUCAAUACUUACCGCGAAAAGCCUGGUUCCAAGGUAUUUCCGAAUUCAAAAAUAUUAUUUUUCAUUUUUUUAGUCAAUGUCGAAUUAUGAAAUACUGAAAAAGUUGAUUUUUAACCAUUCAGACACUGAUUAUUCUUACUCAGGCAAAGUCGGAAUGGUGAAUAAUGAUAAAAAAAGAGAGGCUCAAAAAAGGCCGCAGAAAGGCAGCAAAAAUAGCCCCUUUAUCGAGCCUUUUUUUGGCAUUUUCAAGGCUCAAGAAAUGUUGGAAAAAGGGGUCCAUAAAGGCUGAUAAAAUGGCGCCAAAAGGCAGCAAAAAGGAACCUUUGUCACCCUAAACGCAAUAUUUCUAUAGACCCCUUUCGACCUUUCCGACUUUGCCUAUGUAUGAUGAAGUUUAUCAUUGAAAAAUUAAGAAAUUUAAAAUUUUUGGAAAGUUUUUCUUCCUCGCCCCAGUCUAUGACUAACACAAAAAUAAUUUAUUGAUUGAUUUUGAUAUCUUUGAUUGACUUUUUUUGAGGACGCUGAUGGCGUCGCUCUUUGCCACUCUCCCUAAUAGGUUUGUUGCAACCGGUGUGCAGAAUAUAGUUGGGCGAUUGCUAUAGAAAAGUUUGGAUUUGAAAUACGGCAUCUUAGAAAAAUACCAAUAAUUUUUGAAAAAUCAUCGUUUUGCAGUAAAAUGCAUUUCGUUGGAAAACGUUUAACUCUCAAGUCAACACAUUUUAGAUUAUUUUGUCUAGGAGCAAUAAUUGCUUCAGAAAAUAUUUAUUAUGUACUGAAACCUUGGAUACUACUCUUUCUGUUUCUAGGAUUUAGGAUUAAAACAAAAUCUUGAACGUUAUCUGACUUUAGUUUUUUUUUCGUUAUAUUUCGCUGCAGAUCGAUAAUUUUUCUUAAAAGAAAUAUUUUUUCCAAACAAAUCUCUAUAAUUAUCACUUUUUUUUGUUUAUUGUGGUUUCCCAGUGUUUAAUUUUCCCUCAUUACAUACAUGCCUUCGCCUCAUGAAGAAACUUUGUUGCAUGAUAAUUUUAUUUUAGAGAAUAGCAAUGAUAUAUAUUUUUCUUUGUUUGAUUGCAUGUUUCGUUUAGAUUUUGGAAAUAUUCAGUUUUUUCGUUUUUCAGGAUGACGAGGCGCUGUCGGUCGUUGUGGAGUGGACACCCGAAGCCGAACAGAAAAAAUAA
Messenger RNA from Caenorhabditis auriculariae, 5670 nucleotides. Lineage: Eukaryota; Metazoa; Nematoda; Chromadorea; Rhabditida; Rhabditidae. The record is from the annotation of a GenBank genome assembly.